Saccostrea cuccullata (small rock oyster) is the source of this 7842-nucleotide messenger RNA. RefSeq names its product ATP-binding cassette sub-family A member 7-like. The record is from RefSeq and is a predicted model, not a curated record. Lineage: Eukaryota; Metazoa; Mollusca; Bivalvia; Ostreida; Ostreidae. The transcript has 50 exons. Gene Ontology annotation, cellular component: intracellular membrane-bounded organelle; membrane. The coding region runs from base 198 to 7499 and encodes 2433 amino acids. Gene Ontology annotation, biological process: transmembrane transport; lipid transport. Gene Ontology annotation, molecular function: lipid carrier activity; ATP binding; ABC-type transporter activity.
AAAGUCAGAUUGUCUGACACAGGAUUACUAAGAAGAUAAACAGAGUUCAAUAGUACAUAUGAUUCAGAGAACUUGCUGAGCUUUCGUUACUCUAACCACUGUUAUUUUCUCUUCAGAUGAUGAGAGUGUUUAGUACGUCAAUUGUGACUUUACCCUAGCUUCCCGUGACCUUUCCAGUAACUGUCCAGUAGUAAGACAUGGGUUUCUUCAGCCAGCUGUGGCUCCUGUCCUGGAAAAAUUUUACUCUCAGAAGGAGACAGAAGUUCCGGCUGGUAGCGGAGACUGUCUUUCCAUUGGCAUUAUUCAUCAUUCUAGUCAUUGUGAGGACCAGACCAAACCUAAAGGUCCCCUACACAGAGUGUCACUAUGAUGGGAACGCCAUGCCCAGUGCUGGUGCCCUACCCUUUGUCCAGUCUUUCCUGUGUAACUUCAAUAAUCCGUGUAAUUCCAAAGUGACGGAGGAUGAGAAUUCUGGGACGAUCGGAAGUUUUGAUCAGUCAACAUUAACCAAAUUGAUAAAAGAUAUAUCAAAAGUGUUAGAAGAUAACUCCAUCAUAACUCUGAGUCAUAUCUUACAAGAUUUUGGGUUUUAUUCUCGAGUCUUAGACAAUGUACGCAGUGGAAAUUCCUCAGGGAAUUUUACCAUAGGGAGCGUGAUUGUAAACCCCCAACAGAUAAUUGACAGUUUCCAGGACAACGACACGCGACAGGCCGUCAUUGAUCUCCUGGGAACCAGCAUCAAUCUUAAUCUGUUGAAUGAAACAGUUGUAAAUGACAUUUUGGAAGAUGUAGGGGUUUGUAAAAUCCCCAGUCUGAAUGGCACGGGAAUCGAUCCCUCGACAAACCUGACACUUACACAGGCUCAGUUCCGUGACCUGAUCUGUGACCAGGACCAAAUUUCUCAGAUCUUUAAUUUCACGUCCGAUGCUGCGCGAGACCUGGUGUCCAUUCAGUUAUGUAAUCUCUCGAACCCUGAGAGUAUAAACAACGUAAUUCUGCUGCUGGAUGCUCUACAGACGGAUUUCAAUUCCACCUCUCUACUGGACCAGUUAAGGAGAUUUGCCAUAGCCAAUGCAGGGGGCAUCGGUGGAAGCCCAUUGAUAGAUGCUAGUGCUCUGGCUGCUUUGUUGAAGGCAUACCAGGAUAUCCAGCAGCUGUCCAGUCUAGAUGACCUGGUCCAGCUUUUCCAGGAUUUGGUCCAGGACGGUCAGGCCACGGCGGGGUCAGGGAUGGACUUUGGGAGGAUGGUGUGUGGGCGGAGUAACUCGAUGAUUGGGAGCCUGGCAACUGGACUGGGGGGUCUAGUGGCGACGGGGGGAGUACAGACGGGGGUACAGACCGGGAACAAUACACUGAAUGUCACCGUGGGACCAUCGAAACCAUCAGAGGAAUCAGGAGGAUUUACUGGUAUUUGUGCCACAAUUAAUGACACAAUGUAUAGUAGACGCACCACUCGAGUUCUCUGGAAGCAGAUUCUGCCGAUGUUACAGGGAAAGAUCUUGUACUACCCAGACACACCCGCUGUCAGAAAAGUCAUUAAAGAGGCCAAUCAGACCUUUGAGGAGUUUGCCAGAGUGAUCGAGCUUUCCAGGAACUACAGUCAGGACUACUACUUUGAAAUAUAUAACUACCUUAACAACAGUGCAAACAUUGAAUUCCUGCGGACUUUGACUGGUUCCUGUCUCUGUGAUUUGGCUUUUGACCAGUUGAGGAACACUCAGAAUAUUUCCGAGGACUACAGUGCAUGUGAAUCACUGAACAACUUUCUUAACAAUCGCAAUUCAACAGGCUACGACUGGAGGAAUGCCAUCAAUAGUACUAGAACUUUGGCUCUUGGAAUCGCAGAGUUUGGAGGAUGCUUCAACUUGAAUAAGUUCGUGGGCUACAAAAAUGAGAGACAGAUGAUCAAUGAUGGUGUAAGAAUGAUAGAGGAAUUGAAAUUCUGGGCAGCAUUGGAGUUUAAAGUAUCGGACAAUGAUCAGACACCCCUGCCCACUCAUGUCAAGUACUCCAUAAGAAUGGACACAGAUAAGAUUGAUAGUACAACAAGAAUACAAGACAAGUACUGGCGGCCAGGACCUAGGUCAAGUGCUGGAAUUGACACAAAGUACAUUACUUAUGGGUUUGCAUACAUUCAGGACAUGGUUGACCAUGCCAUCAUCAAUGUUCAGACCAAUAAACAAGUGUCUGUGGGAGUGGAGACCCAGCAAUUCCCCUACCCUUGUUAUACCCGGGACAGGUUUAUAUUUGCGAUCUCCCGCUCCCUGCCUCUGUUUCUGGUUCUAGCCUGGGUUUUGUCGGUCGCUAUGAUCUGUAAGAGCAUCGUUUACGAGAAGGAGAACCGACUAAAGGAAGUGAUGAAGAUCAUGGGACUGAGUAACGCGGUUCACUGGGUGGCCUGGUUCAUCAAUGCGUUUAUUAUGAUGUUCAUCACUAUUAUAUUUCUUACCAUUAUUAUUAAGACUGGCAAUGUCCUUGAGCACUCUGAUUGGGGUGUCCUCCUUGUGUUCUUCACUGCGUUUGGAAUCUCCACCAUUAUGCAGUGUUUCCUGUACAGUACGUUCUUUAACCGAGCUAACCUGGCUGCUUGUGUGGCGGGCUUCCUGUACUUCAUCAUGUAUCUACCCUACACUCUGGCAGCUCAGUGGGAAGACUAUCUAACCACAGGACAAAAAGUUCUCUCGUGUUUUUCCUCUGGCGUGGCCUUUGGCUGGGGCUGUAGCUAUCUGGCUCGCUAUGAGGAGCAGUCUAUAGGCAUCCAGUGGUCUAACAUUGCCUCCAGUCCUAUAGUGGACGAUGACUUCAACAUGUUAUCCUGUAUCUUCAUGAUGCUCCUUGACUCCGUUAUUUAUGGACUUGCUACCUGGUACAUUGAGGCUGUAUUCCCAGGUCAAUAUGGCAUUGCCAGAAAGUUCUACUUCCCUUUCCAAAAGUCCUACUGGUGCGGAGUGUCCAGUGCUAAGGCAGAGGGCAGGUCCUACAUGACCAACACACCUGAUGUUGAGCUGGGAAAUAACGGAAUUCCACUGUUGCAAAUAAAUCCAGAUGUGAAUGUUGAGGCCGAGCCAAAGAACAGAAAGCUGGGUGUGUCCAUUAGAAACCUUCGGAAAGUGUACAAACAGGGGAAGAAACUGGCGGUGGACAACCUGAGUAUUAACUUCUACGAGGGGCAGAUCACGUCAUUCCUCGGUCACAAUGGAGCAGGGAAAACAACCACCAUGUCCAUACUGACGGGCCUGUUUGAGCCUACAGAUGGAACGGCCUAUAUUUAUGGCUAUAACAUUCAGACAGAGAUGGACAACAUAAGGAAGAGUUUGGGAAUGUGUCCUCAGCAUAACGUCCUGUUUGAUGGUCUGACAGUAGAAGAACACCUGUGGUUCUUUGCCCGUCUGAGAGGACUAGAGAAUGAGGAAGUGAAACAAGAGAUGGAGCAGAUGAUCAAAGAUGUGGGCCUACCUCACAAGAGGAAGGAACUGUCAUCCUCACUGUCAGGUGGUAUGAAGAGGAAGCUGUCGGUAGCCAUUGCUUUCUGUGGAAAUGCCAAGACAGUCAUUCUGGAUGAACCCACUGCUGGAAUAGAUCCCUACGCUCGCCGAUCUAUCUGGGAACUUCUCAUCAAACUCAAGAAAAAGCGGACCAUUAUCCUGUCUACACACCAUAUGGAUGAAGCGGACGUACUGGGCGACAGAAUCGCCAUUAUCUCUCAUGGAAAACUCUGCUGUUGUGGUUCAAGUCUCUUCCUAAAAUCUCAGUACGGCAGCGGCUUCUAUUUGACGUUGGUACGCGGCAAAGAGGGAGAAUACGGCAAUGACAUGGAGUCUGAUGAUGACGAUGACGAUGAUCCAUAUGACACGAUGUCAAUCGAUUCCAGACCUAGCACUGUGUGCAGUAUCCGGACCGUGAGAGCCGUCAAGGCAUCAAUCAGAGAGCCUGAAGAUGAAGGAUAUGAUGAGAAUUCUAAGAGUGAUUCUGGGAGUGAUCCCCCUUCAAAGCCCCCAACCCCACCCCCAGAGGGAGCCACCAUGAUUCCAGGUUUCUCUGUAGACCGUCUGAGUGCUUUCAUUAAGCGUCACAUCAAACAGGCUCGGCUGAUCGAGGAGACAACCACAGAACUCGUGUUCCAGCUACCAGACGGGGAAUCGGAACUCAGGAAGUUUGAAACUUUGUUCACAGACCUGGAAAAGAACCACAGAAGUCUGGGAGUCUCCAGCUUUGGUAUCUCCGACACAAGCUUAGAAGAGGUGUUCCUGAGAGUUGCCGAACAAACAACAGAAGAAGAAUUACCCGAUGAAGUCAGACGAAGCAGGCUUGAAGAUCUUACCGAUAGUGGUCGGUUUGCUCGCCCUGUUAGCAGACUUAGCUUCAGGAGAAAAAAGAAGAAGUCGUUCCUCAAAAGUCUGGUGAAGGGUAAAAAGUACGGCAGAAUUGACUCUGAGGAUCUCAUCAGCGAUACAGAAUCCCUGGCCUCCCUUCCAACGAGUGAGGCGCCCACGGAGGCCGGCUUCAGGAUGGACGACUACCAGAAGGUCAGUGGGAAGUUCCUGUUCCUGAGACAGUUCCAGGCUCUGUUUAUCAAACGAUUCCACCACGUCAGGCGAUCCAAAAAAGGAUUCUUCUUCGAGAUCAUCAUGCCUGCAUUGUUUGUGUUACUGGCCAUGAUAUUCGCUGAGAUAACGCCCCCUCGAGACAAGCAGCCACCCCUAGAACUUCAACCCUGGAGAUAUGUGCCCACCAAGGGAGAUCAGCAUCUCUUUGUCUUCUAUAGCAAUGAUGGCAAGGGUCAGGAUUGGUCAGAUAAAAUGGUUCAGAGUCUGCUAACUCGGCCAGGAAUCGGAAAUCGCUGUCUGAACCCCAAUGUCUACAGUAUUGAGGAUUAUCCUUGUACUGGUGAAAGCUCCAACUGGAUGAACUUCCGCCCGAUCUAUACUAACACUACCAUUGACUCUCCCAGCUGUUCCUGUGACACGGGCUUCCAGAAAUGUCCUCCAGGUGCAGGAGGCCCUGAGCCCCCGAGUAAGCUGUUACCGACCUCGGACUAUCUGUACAACAUGACAGCAAGGAACAUUAGUGACUGGCUCGUCAAGACGAUGGAGAAAUACCAGAAACGGAGAUUUGGAGGAUUUUCCUUCGGAGAUGAGGAUCCUUUAGCAGCAUUUAAUGCCACAGAGCUGAGGGUUGUGAUAGACAAUCUGUUCACUGUGUUAAACAAUGGGACUCCGACGACAUCAUUUAACGAGACUGUCCUCAUAGAAACCCUGCAGGGAUUGGCCACACAGAGGGUUAAUAAGGUCUGGUAUAACAACAAAGGCUGGUUUGCUGUGGUGGCCUACAUGAGCGCCAUGAAUAACCUCUACAUAUAUGUAUCUGUAGGGAUUACUCACCCCAUGGAACUGACCAAAGAACAGCUCAACGAGAAUCUGUUGUACCAAGGUGCCAUAGAUGUGGUGAUUGCGAUAUGUGUUAUAUUCGCGAUGUCGUUUGUACCCGCCAGUUUUACCAUGGUUCUUAUUGAGGAGAAGGCCUCCAACUCCAAACAUCUUCAGUUUGUCAGUGGAGUCAAUCCUGUUAUUUAUUGGGUGUCCAACUUUUUGUGGGAUAUGAUGAAUUACCUGAUGCCCUGCCUCAUCUGUAUAAUCAUUUUUGUUGCCUUUGACAAUAAAUCUUACGUAGGACCAAACAACUGGCCAUGUUUAAUCCUGCUCCUGUUUUUGUAUGGGUGGUCCAUGAUUCCCGUGAUGUACCCCUUCUCUCGCCUCUUCAGUAUCCCCAGUACCUCCAUGGUGGUGCUCCAGUCUGUUAACAUCUUCCUGGGCACCACCUCCACGCUGGCCACCUACGUUAUAGAGUUCCUACAGCAGGAUGACGAGGAGCUGAAGAAUAUAAAUACCAUUCUGAAGCGGGUUUUCCUGCUGUUGCCUCAGUAUGGUCUAGGGAGAGGGCUGAUGGACAUGGCUUAUAAUCAGAGGGUCUCAGAUGCUGCCGCUUUACUGGGUGAAACAAUCUACACAAGCCCAUUUGAGUUUGACCAAGUGGGAAGAAACCUGUUGUCCAUGUUUUUUAUUGGCAUUGUAUUCUUCACUGGCAACCUUCUGAUAGAGUACAAUUUCUUCAUAAAAAGAGGGAUGUGUUUCUGGUCACCCAAACCUACCCACAAGCCUCUGAGUGACGAGGAUGAGGACGUAGCAGCCGAGAGGAAGAGGAUUAAGUCAGGAGGAGCGAAGGAUGAUAUCCUCAGACUCGAGAAUCUCACAAAGGUUUAUCGAUUGUUUGGUAAGAAAGGACGUAACACGGCAGUGGAUAGACUUUGUGUGGGGGUCCCCAAGGGGCAGUGUUUUGGUUUACUAGGAGUGAACGGAGCAGGGAAGACAACCACAUUUAAGAUGCUCACAGGAGAUGUCUUUGUAACUGAAGGAAAUGCUUUCCUAAACAACAACAGCAUUUUGACAGACAUGGUGAAGGUUCGUCGAGACAUUGGAUACUGUCCCCAGUUUGAUGCCUUUGACCCCCUCUUGACGGGGCGGGAAAUCCUACGAUUCUACGCCAGGCUGAGGGGAGUGAAGGGGAAGGAUGUCAACAGGGUGUCAGAUUGGGCCAUCAGAAAACUAGGCUUGCUGAUAUACGCUGACAAACUGUCAGGAAGUUACUCUGGAGGAAACAAACGCAAGCUGUCCACAGCCAUCUCCCUGAUAGGAAAUCCACAGAUCAUAUUUCUGGAUGAGCCCACUACUGGAAUGGACCCCAGGGCUCGGCGAUUCUUAUGGAACUGCAUUAAGAACAUUAUAAAGGAUGGGCGCUCGGUUAUCCUUACUUCUCACAGUAUGGAGGAGUGUGAGGCCUUGUGUGGCAGACUGGCCAUCAUGGUGAACGGAACUUUCCGUUGUCUCGGAAGCAUCCAGCAUCUCAAAAAUAGAUUUGGUGAGGGUUACACCAUUAUUGUCCGGGUAGCGGGAGAGAAUCCAGACAUGAAGAAUGUGGAGGAUUUUAUUUGUUCCACGUUCCGAGGAGCCGAGCUUUUGGAGGCCCAUCACAACAUGUUACAAUAUCAGCUGAGAUCCAGAGUCAAACUGUCCAAUAUUUUUGGGCAGCUGGAAAAAGCCAAGUCCAAACUCAAUAUUGAGGAUUACUCUGUCUCCCAAACUACUUUGGAUCAGGUGUUUAUAAACUUUGCAAAAGAUCAAACAGAUUUGUUGGAUGAUGAGAUUCCUGAUCAGUCCCGCAGAAAGAAAUCCAGUAGUUUCAAAAAAGAUAACGGUGUAUAUCCUGUAGGAGGGACCUCCGGCUGUACGGACACUGACAGUAUUGCUGGGUCCAGCUUAGGCGGAUCCACGAUAGAGUUACGACAACCCCACGGCAGAUUUAGGACAGAUUAUGAUUACCAGAGCAUGACGUACACGGAUGACGAGAGUUUGACGGGGAGCACGGUGGACCUGAUUCGCCCCAGUAGUGCCAGGAGCAGCACUCGCAGUGCAAACGCAAUGUCUAAUGUCCAGAUCUUCUAAAGAGUUUGGACAGCAAUCCAAGUACUUCAAUGUGAGCCUCUUUAUGUAGAUGUCCAAAAAUACUCGGUGAACUUGGAAGUGUCAUUGAGGAAGACUGUGUAUUUACACUGAAUAGAAAGUGAACUGGACAAAGACUUAGAUAAUAUUCGAUGUUUGUGUGUUGUUUUUUUUUUGUUUUGUUUUUUUUUUUGCAAUUCAUCAAUUUUAUGUCCAGGUUCUUCUGGACUCUAUCUGUGAUGCCACAAAUUUUAAUUUUAGAAAUAUCCCAGGUUAUAUUGUGAGAUUGUCUUAUUACUAUCAUUUUCUGUACAUAUCUUUGUUUAACUUAUCAGAUUUCUUUUGU